Messenger RNA from Paramormyrops kingsleyae, 8182 nucleotides. Lineage: Eukaryota; Metazoa; Chordata; Actinopteri; Osteoglossiformes; Mormyridae. The record is from RefSeq and is a predicted model, not a curated record.
AGCGAAUCAGAAAUAGUUUGGACUUCACUCCGGAAGUGAAGACAUUUUCUUCACUAAAGGCCCAGAUUCACGCCUUGAGCGAUAAGGUAAGGAGACGGACUGUCGGAAAAUAGCAGGCGAAAUGCAUAGCAAAGAAUGUCCAGGAUAACACAGGCGGGGCUUUUAUAAUGUUACGUUACAUUUUCUAGCCAUUUAUCGUUCGUGUAAUUGAAAUUCACUAGAGACGAAGCAGCACUUGUUUGUAUGCGAAACAUCUCGCGCCACUGUUACCUGGCAACGUCGGUUAGCCGAGUGGCUAAGCUUGUUUAUUUAACCGAGCCUUUAAAAUACGGUAACAACUCGUUAAAAUUACCUGUGGCUUUUUAGUUAAUGUUACCCGCAUUCAGCGCGCGGUAAUCCGAGUCACGCUCCUUUAGCACAUCUCGGUAGUCUGCUAACGGAGUUAGCAUUAGCCGGUAAAAUUUCACUUUCCAUUUUAAGUCGUCGUGGAUAUGCAGUGUUUGUUUACCAUGUAUUUACAUGGAUUGAAUUCUUUAGAUUACUGUAAUUAAUUCUUAUAAACAAAUACAGUAAACAUUAAGCCUUAUAAACGGUAGGCAACACCUGAACAGUAUAUACAAAUCUUUGUCUGUAUGUAGUUUGUGUAUGUGUGAGAGUGACUAAUAUGUAUGUACUAUGUAUGUUUAACUUCUCCUUAUUCGUCCACAAUUGACCGAAACGUACACCGUCCUGCCUCGGGCCGGCAUCGUGGACUGAGUGCUUGGGUGUUUUUUCCACCGUCAGCGCCUUAAUAGAUACGGUGCCCUCCUCAAUAAUAUUGCUAAAAUAAUUACGAAAGCUUUAUACUUUCUAGCAAAACCUCUCUCAUGGUGGUAUUUUGAUCCACAGCCUUGCUUCCUUUGGUGUAAUUUCUGCUUUGUUUUGGGGGGUGUAUGCAGUUACUGUACUUCUGGUCGACUCUCGUUCUCCUUCAUGAAGCUCCAUUUGAAGGCUCAGUAUAUUCUUAGAACAUUUAGCCCCAUAAGAAAUGCCACACUUUUUACAGUUCUUUUUGGGGAUUUCUUACUGUUUUACUGGUAUAUUGUUUUCAGUCUUCUUGCUUGAAUGUCAUUUUGCUUAAGAGUUGUCAUCUAAUGUCCCAUGUCUUUAAAAAUAGCUAAUGCAGUUGUCCUUUACAUGAUUAGGUAAUCAUUCAUUCGGGAUAUUAUAAUCUGUCUUCUGCAUUUCCUCAACCCUUUGAAUGAUAUCUGCAGCCAUUUGAAUGGCGAUCUCCCCUCCCCCACACAUGCAAGGCCUGUAGCCUUCUCCCGACUCUGCGUUAGAUCCGUUCAGAGCUUUGGCGUUGUCCCUCCCGUUUUUGUUUCAGUGUGAUGGUCAUAUGCCAGUGAUUGCUGAAUUCCAGAUAUUUGAAUGUGUGCUACUUCGCAGAGCGACACUCAACUUGAAAUCAUCCUGGUGGACGUUCAUGAGCUGUUCUUAGCUAGCACUGGAUGUGUGCUAUGGAGUAUGCUAGGUCUAAAUGCUGAAUGAUUGUGUUUCUGCAGAGAUAUUGCAUACCAUCACAGAAGAGGAGUAUCCCUUUCACUAAGUUGACUUUAUCUUUUGGUCUUAAAAGUUUGGCUUAUCCACUGAAUUCAUCCUCAACCAUCUGAGACUUUGAGACUUUUUUGUUGUUUUUUUUUUUUUUUUUUUUGAGCCUGCGGCUUUGUUUCCUUCUUGGGCCUGUCUCUCCUCCCACCUUGCAGAGUCAUCCUCCAGCCUUUGUGAGGCAAUGUCCCAGAAGGUUCCUUCUGAUGGAGCGCAGAAAGGCUUUGCUGUGGGACGGGGGCUCCUGGCCGCGGCCGAGACCCUUAACUUCAGCAUGAGCGAGCGCCGCUCUGAUGGGCUCUACGGCAUCCCCUCCCGGCCCUCUUAUGGCAUGGCAUCGGCUCUUGGUGGUGGGGAGGGUAAAGACCGUGAUGCACCGAUGUCGCGUGGCCAUAGCGGUGGGGGGGGCGGAGUUGGUGGAGGCGGUAGCGGCGGCGGCCACCUUAGCAGCACGAUGAAGCUCUUUAACAGCCUGGGGCUCUCGCCCACCGACGUGGACGCGCUGUCACAGAUCCCCGAGGAGAACAUCAGCGUGGAGACCUUGCCGCAUCUUAUCAUGCAGCUGAAGAGCCGCAAAGCAGAGGCCGGUCGCCGCAUGGGGGGCAGUGACCCCCGGGACUUGCCAUCCCUCUCCCCUGAACGCUCAUACAGGCCAAGCCGGGAUGACUGGGAUGACAUCCGGGGCGGCCGCAUGGGUGGUUCCGGAGGACAGGGCCUUGGGCAUGGCCAGCAGGUUGACUACGGCUACAACUCUAUGCAGGAAGGCCCAUCUAGGGGCUACGAUCGCAUAGACUAUGGUGAGAGCAGCAGCGGAGGGGGCAGGGACCGGCCGUAUUCCGAGCUUUCCCGCGAUCGCUACGGUGACCUCGGCUUGGGAUCCUCAUCCUCGUCUAACAGCUUUAUGCCGCGACGGACCGGCGCCCCCUCCCACGGCAAAGUGCAGGACUUCUUGGGAGUCAUGCCACAAAUGUUCCCACACGUGUGCUCUCUUUGUGACUUUGAUGUGCACUCCACCAUGGAAUGGACUCAGCACACAAAUGGACUGCGACACAGUGAAAACCGUAGGAUCCUCCUCCAAGUGUAUCCGGACUGGCGACCACAAGAGGCCUCAAGCAGAGUGUCAGGGUCACUCCUGCUGGAAACAACCAACCGUUCAGAUGGAAUUCUGGGUCCGGCUCCCCUUGUCCAGGGUCCACAUAGAGGCGGGAUGAACUCCAACUGGGGUCUUGGAGCGAUGAACCAAGGACAGGGUCUCUUACCCCCACCUAAGAUACGGAGCAGAGUCGUGGUGGCCAAGUACGAGCGGAAGCCUUUGACGCUGAACAGCUUGCUGGUGCUGGCACAGCCCUUCGGGACCGUCUGCGAGCACCUGGUGCUGAAGAACAAGGCAUUCUUGGAGAUGCAGACUCACGAGGAGGCCGUGGCCAUGGUCACCUUCUACCAACGCAAGCCGGCCGUGAUGCACGGGAAGGAGAUAACCUUCUACCUUUCCCGGGAGCUGGUGGUAAUCGAGAAGGGCAACAGACCUGACAAAGACCCCAGAGAUGUGAAGGGCAAGGCCAGCCAGGUGGUUUUCUUUUCCAACCUGCCCAGGGAGAGAGAGAAGAAGUCCGAGCUGUUGACUCUGGCACGGCGAUUUGGCACGGUGGAGAAAUACCUAUUCCUGAGCGAAGAGGCGUUUGUGCAGCUGGGCACCCCUGAAGAUGCUGAAAUGAUGGUGAAGUAUUAUACUCUACACCCACUGACCAUCAGAGGCCGGAGCAUCAGGCUAAACAUCUGCACCAAGUAUAAGACCUUGAUAGUGAACCCCUCCAGGAACAUGGACAGACAGGAUUUCAGCAGAAGGAGCAGCAGUGGCUCAGGCAUCAGAAGCUACUCAAAGAGCCAAAAAUCGCCAUCUUCUGGGGACAGGGUUGCCAGAAGCAAGGAGCAGUCUGCAUCCAAGGAGGAGGAGCUAAAGGCUGACGACAUCGCCAUGCCGGAGGGCGGUGAGGGCUCCGGAGACGAGGUGGCUGGUGUGAUAGAGGCUGAUGACAUAGAGGAAGGUGACCACGAGGAAGCCGGCGACGAGGAGGAAAUGGUUGCUGAGAUGGACCUGGACCAGCCCGAGCCUCCCGCCUUGGAGGCCGGGGCCCAGGUGGAAGAAGAGCCCCCUCCCCAGGCCGCGGAUGCCGGCAUGGGGACGGAGCAAGCUGGCGAUGCGGGGUCCUUGGACGCGUCUGCCGGAGCUGCCUCGGAGCCAUUGGGACAGGAGGAGCAGGUGGAACAAGCAGAGGCUUCCCCUGAGGAGGAAGCUGAGGGCAAAGGUGAUUCGCUGCCCGCAGAACCUUCUGGAAGCUUGGAGACUCAAGGGGAGGAGCCGAUGCCAGAUCAGGAUGUCCCAAAUGAACAGGACUUUCCAGAGAACAUGGAUGACUUUGUGACUCUGGAUGAGGUAGCAGAGGAGGAGGAUAGUGACACCCAGCUGAAAUCGGGGGACGCGCCUACAGGAAGCCCAGGCAGAAGUGGGGGGUUGAGGGUCGUCAACGUGGUAGGAUUCAAACGUGGCUACAACUUCCUUGAUGAAAUCCUGAUGCUGGCUAAACCUUUUGGGAAAGUGGUUCGACAUUUGGUGCUGAAAGUGAGACCCGAGGCUUUCUUGGAACUGUCUUCGGAAGAGGAAGCAAGAGCGAUGGUUGACUUUUACAGCGGCAACGUGACGCCGAUGGUGUGCGGGAAAGCCGUCAAGAUCUACCAUUCACAGACCUACGCUACGAUCCAGAACGGACGGGUCAUCUAUGUAGGCCAGCUCCCACCCUUCCAAUCAUCAGAUGCCUCGCUCCUGAAAAUUGCAGAGCCCUUUGGGAAAGUGAGACGUUAUUUCCUCAACCGAAUCCGCAACGAGUGUUUUAUCGAAAUGAAAAGAGAUGAGGAUGCGGAGAGAAUGGCCAGUGCUUACAAGGACAAUCCACCAAAAUUUCAUGGGAAGCGGUUGACCGUGUAUUUGAGUCGGAAGUACAAGCAGCUUAAACAUGGAUACAGACCACCAAAACCAGACUCUGACGAGGAGAGACCCCUGAAGCGGGAGCGAUCAGAGGAGAAGGAGGACGCUUCUCCGAAGCCCAAGAUCAAGAAGGAAGAGGAGCCCCCGGCCAAGAAGACGUGUGUGCGGGCAGAGUCGGCCCCUGCAGAGAAGCCCGGUUCCCCUGAUGAAGACCAACCCCAGCAGGAGGGAGAGAAACGGCAAGAUGAGGAGGGUCAGGGAGGUAACACUGAGGCCCCCAGUGACCAGAAGACUGAUGAUUCUGAGCCACAAGCCAGCCAGGCCUCUGGUGCGGCAGACAGCCAGAAGGACGCCCAGGAGGAGUGUAAAGCCGACAGCACAGACACCGCGCCUACGAAUGGAGUGAGUGAGAAAGGUGUUGAAAAUCCCUGCACCAAGACACAGGCCGAGAGAAGUGUGCCAGAGCCUCUGGGGCCGUACCAGCCCAACAAUCCCGUGGGUGUGGAGUACGUGAAGAUGGGGUACUACUGCAGGGUGUGCUUCCUCUUUUACUCCAACGAGGAGACUGCCAAGAAGGUGCACUGCAGCAGCUUGUCCCAUUAUGAGAAACUCAAGAAAUACCUCAGUAAAGACAAGACCAAAACUCAGCAUCCCUCCAAACAAGAGGCGGACGAAUUCCACGGCGUGAUGCCCCAAGCGUUUCCUUACGCAUGCUCUCUCUGUGAUAUCGUCAUGCUCUCCGAAAGGGACUGGACUUCACACAUAAAUGGGUCUCAACAUGCAGACAGUCAGCUCAAGCUGCUUCAGAUGUACCCGGACUGGGACUGUCGGAGUGACUCAGCCAAAGGGGGCCAGAGACAGUUGGGGGCAAAGAGGGAGGUGGACACAGCUGAAAGGAAUAGACAUGGAUCCGCUCAACUCCCAGCUGCAAGACCCAUCAGUGGUGAAAAAUGGCGAUCUGGGAAGGAUGAGGAGAGAAGUAAAGUAAUCCGUGUGAAAUUCCUCCCUGAUGCUGUGGAUGAGAGCUACCUUAUGAAGCUGGUUCAACCAUUUGGGGGCGUAGUAAAUGUUUCAGUGUUCCCAACAAAGGCUUUCUUGGAGAUGAAGACUUUCCAGCAGGCAGAAGACAUUGUGAAGUUCUUCAGCAAGAAUCCAGCUAUGGUGCAUGACAGCCAAGUCCAGUUUAAUCUGUCUACCACUUAUACAUUUUCCCAGAGCUCCAGAGUCGUGUGCUUCUCCAGGCUGCCACCCGGGAAGGAGAAGAACACAGAGCUGAUCGCAAUGGCGAAACGUUUCGGACAAGUGAAACACUCAUUGUUCCUGCCGAAUCGGGUGUUUGUGGAAAUGACAAACAAAGAUGACGCAGACAAGCUGGUGGUACAUUAUGCCUCCCAUCCUCUCAAGAUGAAAGGCAAAAAUGUCCUUGUUUCCUACUCGACAGAGUACAGCACUCUGAAAGAGGAGAGCCCUGACACGAAUUCCGAAGGAAGCGAGACGUUAAAUUCAUACUGUAGGAGGGGAUCUCCCAGCCCGAGGAGGUCUCCCAGCCCGAGGAGGUCUCCCAGCCCGAGGAGGUCUCCCAGCCCGAGGAGGUCUCCCAGCCCAAGGAGGAAGUCCAGUGAGAUGGAGGAUAGCUCCAAGCCUCCAGACAUCACCACCGAGCUCCCACUUCUGUCUGAAGCAGAGACUCCAGCAGACUCAGUCAAGGAGACACCUUUGGAAAUCCAAGGCAACGACAGUGACAUUGUGAAGUCAGAGGGCUGCCUUGAUGUUGGGACCUCACCGUCUCCAGACAGGAACCAAGAGUGUCGGGAAAGGAACUGGGAAGGACACAGUGAUCUGGACAGUGACAUAGAAGGCAUGGAGGUAAUUGGUGAGGAUCAGGAGGAAGGAAUGCCUGAUGAAGUUCUCCUAGAAUUGGAAUGCAGAAAUUCGGUGGAGGAAGCAGAGCCCAAAGGAGAAUGCAGGGAAGAUGUAAAGGUUGGUCCUGUGGAGGCUAAUUCCUCAGACUUCCAGCCUGAGGACAAACAGACUACUGAAGUUACAACAUUGAGCUAUGAGUCACCAGAGCUUCAAACAGAAGAUCCCAGUGAUGCACCUUCAGCAAGCGGAAUGCCGGCUCAUGUACAAAUAGCCAUUGAGGAGGAGGAACCUGGUGUCCCUGAGAGUCUGGACCAGUGCAUUACUCUGGACGAGCUUGAGGACGAAGAUGAAGAGGAACUUGGGAGGGCCUCUAUAUCGAUGCACGAUUCUGAAGAAGCGGCAGAAGAAACCUGCAAGGAUGAAGCUGAGGAGUAUUUCAGCGGGAAAGUGAUCUACAUCAAAAACCUUCCCAAAACCUACUACACCGAUUCGCAGUUUGUGAAGAUCGUGAAGGGUUUCGGGACGGUGAAGCGCUACUUCCUGAUUCGUACUCGGCAAGAGGGCUUCAUCGAAAUGGAGACACACGAGGAAGCCCAGAGAGCGGUUAAGGAGCUGGUGCUGAGGCGGACGGAGAUACGUGGCUGCCCUCUGGUCUUCCAGCUGUCGAGGAAGUACCUGGCACUGACAAGGGGGUGGAGUCCUGAGCCUGACUGUGAGGAGGAGGGGGAGAGUAGGACAGAGCAGAGGAUGAAGAGCAGAAGGGAGACCGGCUAUUCUGACUCACCGUCUAAGUCCACGGGGAUCCAGGAGGAAGUGCCUGCCAAGAGACAGUGCAUGCGGGCGGAAGAGGCCUCACCUGAGAAGCCUGAGGCACGCAAUCAACAACUGCCCCAACAGCAGCAGCAACUGCCCCAACAGCAGCACCAACUGCCCCAACAGCAGCACCAACUGCCCCAACAGCAGCAUCAACUGCCCCAACAGCAGCAGCAGGAAAAGCUGAAGGAGAAGCAGCAGAGGAGCAGCAGCCAGAAGGAGGUUAAUUUAAUUACAGAGGAUUCUGAGACAAAGGCCAACCAGCCCUCUGACUGCCUGGAUGGUGGGAGGGACGUGCGGCAGAUUCCCAGCCCUAAGAGCCCCAUAACACAGGCCAGAGACAGACCAGAGGGUCACACCACAGAGGACAAAGCGAAGGACAAGCCAGAGCCAACAGCAGAGCCUACCGCUAACCCCCUUGUACCAUACCAGCCUCACACCCCCUUGGGCCAAGAAUUUGUGCACCCUGUCGUCUGCUACAUCUGCAGACUUUGCAAUGCCAUCUACACCAGUGAAGAUGAAGCGAAGAAUGAGCACUGCAGCAGCCUCUCUCACUACGAGAAGCUGAAGGUACACCUGGAGCGUGGCACUACCUCAGGACUCCCACUCAAUAUGGAGAAGCUGCCAGAGUAAUUUGGUCUAUCUGCUAUCGUAAUGAGGAAACCCGAAGAACCCUACAGAACUUCAAUGCGACCAAGAUACUGCAUCCCAGGGGAUGGAACAAAAUUGUUUUCAAAAACUUUAUUUGAGGUCUAUUGUUAAAGAAUUUUUCUUUUUUCUGUUAACUUUUUGUAUUAUGGGGUACUAAGUUUUAAAAAGUUAAAAACUUGAUAGUUUGAGAUCUGUGAUGUUUCCCAGCUCCUUAUCGUGUACAUAAGUGUUAUUAUGAAGCACAUGUGACUCAAUAAAUCUGUGUAUUUGGGUUUGUUUAUGAAA